UUUGCCGGGAAGCUCCUUUACCCAGAAUCCCUUGCGUAUGUAAUCAUGGCCGGAAUUCUGAAAAAGACUACUGGUUUGGUGGGCCUGGCGGUAUCGCAUAAUCCGCAUGAGCGUUUGAGGGUCCUCUACAGCAAAAUCCUGGCAUCCCUGCAGGUUAUGCCCCAGGACGCUGCCUACAGGAAAUACACAGAGCAGCUUGUCAACGACCGUUUUAACCUUAUCAAGACGGAGCCAGAUGUCGAGAAGCUGGAACAGAAGAUUAACUGUGGUCAGAUAGAGGAGGUCAUAGCACAGGCUGAGUUUGAGCUCUCUCUGUCCAGAAAGAUGGCAGAGUGGAAACCAUGGGAACCCUUGAUCGAGGAGCCCCCACUCAAUCAGUGGAAGUGGCCCAUCUAAACCCAGCCCCCUGUAGAUGAUUUAAAUAGUAUUGAUUGAUUUUUGAUGUAAUAAGUACAUGCCACAUUUAAAAUGAAGCAUGUACAAAUAAUAAAAGCUCUUGAAAUGUGA
Molecule: messenger RNA, 507 nt
Organism: Hypomesus transpacificus
Lineage: Eukaryota; Metazoa; Chordata; Actinopteri; Osmeriformes; Osmeridae
Gene: ndufa5
Product: NADH:ubiquinone oxidoreductase subunit A5
Exons: 5
Coding region: 46-396 (116 amino acids)
Biological process (GO): respiratory electron transport chain
Source: RefSeq, a predicted model, not a curated record